CGCGCGCGCAUCUCCUCUCUCUCUCUCUCUCUCUCUCUUCUCUCUCGACACGGCACGCAUCGACGCAGCAAGAGCGAGCGAGCAGCGGAGGACGCAACAAUGGCGGACGCCAAGGGCAGUUGGGACUCCAUGAGGGAAUGGAUCGUCGAGCACAAGCUCCGCGCCGUCGGUUCGCUGUGGCUGAGCGGGAUCGCGGGCUCGAUCGCCUACAACUGGUCGCAGCCCAACAUGAAGACCAGUGUCAAGAUCAUUCACGCCAGGCUGCAUGCUCAGGCACUCACACUUGCUGCUUUGGCGGGCGCUGCAGUUGUGGAGUACUACGACCAUCAGACAGGAAAGAAGGCUGACCGCUAUGCCAAGAUCCUCAACUUUGAUGAACACCAACAGAAAGAUUGAAGUUAAGGUACAGGAAAGAAGGCUGACCGCAAUGCCAAGUUCCUCAACUUUGAUGAACACCAACAGAAAGAUCAAAGUUAAGGUUCUACUAGCCAUGACAUUUAUACAGUACUAGGUCAUUUUGUCAUAAUCCCCCUCGAGAUUGGGAGCCAUGUUUUUACGAGGCAUCAUUGCUAAAACAUUGAUCUAAUUAGAAGCAUUUAUGCAUCUUUUCUAUCCAUUAAUGAUGUAUGGUUGUAUCAAAUCGUUCUCUUACCUCUUGUUAUUUUUUGGUUCUUUCUGUAUAAUCCUAUUGAAUCAGACUUUAGGAGGACCAGGGUAAUAUUUUGAAACCUCUGCUAUUA
Molecule: messenger RNA, 740 nt
Organism: Eucalyptus grandis
Lineage: Eukaryota; Viridiplantae; Streptophyta; Magnoliopsida; Myrtales; Myrtaceae
Exons: 3
Coding region: 100-396 (98 amino acids)
Biological process (GO): mitochondrial respiratory chain complex IV assembly
Cellular component (GO): mitochondrial inner membrane
Source: RefSeq, a predicted model, not a curated record